This is a messenger RNA of Purpureocillium takamizusanense, 1516 nucleotides long. RefSeq names its product 8-amino-7-oxononanoate synthase. Gene Ontology annotation, molecular function: transferase activity; pyridoxal phosphate binding. Gene Ontology annotation, biological process: biosynthetic process. The coding region runs from base 158 to 1498 and encodes 446 amino acids. The record is from RefSeq and is a predicted model, not a curated record. The transcript is spliced from 2 exons. NCBI's taxonomy places the organism in Eukaryota, Fungi, Ascomycota, Sordariomycetes, Hypocreales, Ophiocordycipitaceae.
CCCAUAGCUAGGGGCAGGCUUGCUGGGCUACGACUAGCUCAUGUCACGAUGCUCUGGCGUGGUAAAGAAUCGUAGAGUCAAUCGUCGUAGUAGUUGACGGGCAGGACCGCUCGCAUCAAUUGACGCUUGCCGUCUCGAUCAUCAACCCCCCGGGGCCAUGGGGCAGCAGCAUCUCGACGACGUCUUCGCCUCCCUGCUCGCCCGGCGCGGCACGCAGGGCCGCCUGCGCCGCCUGACCCUCCCGUCGCCCGGCUCCGUCGACUUCUCCUCCAACAGCUACCUCUCGCUGUCCUCCGACGCGGCCGUGCAAGCCUCGUACCUCGAGCGCCUCGGCCGCGCGUGCCACCAGGGGCACUUCUCGCUCGGCUCCGGCGGCUCGCGGCUGCUCGACGGCAACACGCCCGUCGCCGAGGCCCUGGAGCGGGAGAUUGCGGCGUUCCACGGCGCGCCGGCCGCGCUGCUCUUCAACUCUGGCUUCGAGGCCAACACGGGGCUGUUCAGCUGCGCGCCGCAGAAGGGGGACGUGGUCUUGUUCGAUGAGCUCAUACAUGCCAGCGUGCAUGACGGGAUGAGGCUCAGCCGCGCGCGGAGGGUGCCGUUCAGGCACAACUGCGUGCGCGGCGGCGACGACGGUCGUGACGGUAGUAGUAGUACCGGGUUGAAGAGCCUGGACGACCUGUUGACGGAGCUUACGAGCGGAGAGCAAGGCAUUCAGAAUGUCAAGACUGGAAGGUCGAACGUGUUCGUUGCGGUGGAGAGCGUCUACAGCAUGGACGGGGACCUGGCACCCCUCAAAGACAUCGUCGAGUGUGUCGAGAAGAGGCUCCACCACGGGAACGGAUACAUCAUUGUCGACGAAGCGCACUCGACGGGCUGGAUCGGCGGACGGGGAAGGGGGUUGGUCUCUCACCUGGGCCUCGAGUCCCGCGUCUGGGCGCGCGUGCACACGUUUGGCAAGGCCAUGGGCUGUGCCGGUGCUGCCGUGCUGUGCUCGCCGACGACGCGGAGCUAUCUCAUCAACUACGCCCGCAGCCUCAUCUACACAACCGCCAUGGCGUAUCCCGCGCUCGCCGGGAUCCAGACCGCCUACGAAUACCUCCAGAGCGGGCAGAUCGAGCAGCGCCUCGACCACCUACGGCUGCUGAUGAGGCACACGCAUCAUGUACUCACGUCUCUCAUUUCUCGUGCGAGGCCGACACGAGACAUCCUGCACAUCAAUGAAGGACCGCCGCAAUCACCCAUCGUGCCGCUCUUCACCUCCAAGGCAAGGAGCCUCGGUCAGCACUGCCAGGAGAGGGGGUUCAUGGUGCGCCCCAUCGUGGCACCGACGGUGCCGGCAGGGACAGACCGCGUUCGCCUCUGCCUACACGCCGGAAAUACGGUAGAGGAGGUAGAGCUGUUGUGCAACGCCGUCGAGGCGUGGGUGCGACAGCAGAUGGAGACGCGGAUACCUGUCGAGACAACCUACAGACGGUCACGGCAAUCAAGUAAACUGUGAUUGAAUUCAAGCGAACUG